AUGCAGAAAAAUGGAGGCAUUAUAGGGGAGCAAAAUGAAGGCAUUAUAGAGGAGCAAAAUGAAGGCAUUAUAGAGGAGCAAAAUGAAGGCAUUAUAGGGGAGCAAAAUGAAGGCAUUAUAGGGGAGCAAAAUGAAGGCAUUAGUGGGAAGCAAAAUGAAGGCAUUAUUGGGGAGCAAAAUAAAGGCAUUAUUGGGGAGCAAAAUGGAGGCAUUAGUGGGGAGCAAAAUGAAAGCAUUAUUGGGGAGCAAAAUGAAGGCAUUAUAGGGGUGCAAAAUGAAGGCAUUAUAGGGGAGCAAAAUGAAGGCAUUAGUGGGAAGCAAAAUGAAGGCAUUAGUGGGGAGCAAAAUGAAGGCAUUAGUGGGGAGCAAAAUGAAGGCAUUAGUGGGGAGAAAAAUGAAAGCAUUAGUGGGGAGAAAAAUGAAGGCAUUAUUGGGGAGCAAAAUGAAGGCAUUAUAGGGGAGAAAAAUGAAGGCAUUAUUGGGGAGCAAAAUGAAGGCAUUAUAGGGAAGAAAAAUGAAGGCAUUAUUGGAGAGAAAAAUGAAGGCAUUAGUGGGGAGCAAAAUGAAAGCAUUAUUGGGGAGCAAAAUGAAAGCAUUAUUGGGGAGCAAAAUGAAGGCAUUAUAGGGGAGAAAAAAAUGAAGGCAUUAUUGGAGAGAAAAAUGAAGGCAUUAUUGGGGAGAAAAAUGAAGGCAUUAUUGGCGAGCAAAAUGAAGGCAUUAGUGGGGAGCAAAAUGAAGGCAUUAGUGGGGAGCAAAAUGAAGGCAUUAGUGGGGAGCAAAAUGAAGGCAUUAUUGGGGAGCAAAAUGAAGGUAUUAUUGGGGAGCAAAAUGAAGGCAUUAGUGGGGAGCAAAAUGAAAGCAUUAGUGGGGAGCAAAAUGAAAGCAUUAGUGGGGAGCAAAAUGGAGGCAUUAUAG
This is a messenger RNA of Saccoglossus kowalevskii, 915 nucleotides long. RefSeq names its product acidic phosphoprotein-like. NCBI's taxonomy places the organism in Eukaryota, Metazoa, Hemichordata, Enteropneusta, Harrimaniidae. The record is from RefSeq and is a predicted model, not a curated record.